UUUUUCACUUUUAAAUUUAAAUACACCAAUAAAGUGAAGGUUCACGUAAACCCCGAGUAACACUUCACCUUUCCCCCUAUACAUAUAACCACACUCUCAUCAAAUACAUUUGAGACUGAAUCAUAUAUUCAUGAAGUUUUUCUUCCCAGAGCUUGGUUUCUGUUUUGGCGGUACCGUCGUAACGCCCACAACGGAGAUCAUCUGCACUGAUGUCUCAACUACCCGUCGACGUGUAAGGCAUGGUAAAUUCACCAAACACUGGAAGCCCGAGCUCUCAGCAAUCGCAGAGGAUGGUGGCGUGCUAAACGCGCGUAGACAGAGUCAUGAAUCGCUCAGAUCGGAGAAGAAACUGUUGAACAAAACCCGAUCAGCUGGAAAAACUCGAUCUCAUUCGUUUAGUAGCGGUGAUUACAGGAAAUACACUCAGACAAUGGCGAUUCCUGCGUUUUCUCCAACACCGUUCGUGUUCUGAUUCGGAUGAUCGAAGGCGCUGGUUUCUACAUCGCAUUUUUAUAUCGAAAAUUGUGAAUGAUUCUACUUUGGUGUGUAAUGGUAUUAGAUCGGGAUGAUGUAUCGCCAAUUAGUUUAUUGCAAUAGAAACAUAGUUUUCGACAAAGUAAAAAUCUAUAUAUUUCUUUUAUUAGUUGCA
This is a messenger RNA of Helianthus annuus (common sunflower), 649 nucleotides long. RefSeq lists its product as uncharacterized. Lineage: Eukaryota; Viridiplantae; Streptophyta; Magnoliopsida; Asterales; Asteraceae. The record is from RefSeq and is a predicted model, not a curated record. The coding region runs from base 131 to 472 and encodes 113 amino acids. The transcript has 2 exons.